AUGUUGUACGGUAUUUCAACUCGUAAUAUAAACAUAAAUAAAAUGGCUAUUGCUCCAAUUACUGGUACUUUAAAAAAAAGAAUUAUUGCUGAUAUUGCUAUUGGCUUUUCCAUUGGUGGUGUUAUGGGUUCCUAUUGGUGGUGGGGUUAUCACAAAGAUAUUAUCGGCAAGAGAGAAGCUUUUUAUGCUAAAUUGGCCGCAGAAAAGAAGGAAUUAGCUGACAACUAG
Saccharomycodes ludwigii is the source of this 228-nucleotide messenger RNA. It is a transcript of the gene COX9, whose product is annotated as cytochrome c oxidase subunit VIIa. NCBI's taxonomy places the organism in Eukaryota, Fungi, Ascomycota, Saccharomycetes, Saccharomycodales, Saccharomycodaceae. The record is from RefSeq and is a predicted model, not a curated record. The transcript is spliced from 2 exons. Gene Ontology annotation, biological process: mitochondrial electron transport, cytochrome c to oxygen. The coding region runs from base 1 to 228 and encodes 75 amino acids.